CAAUACUUGGGGUGGCUAGCUAAAUUAUAUAAAAUCGGACCACAUUCGCCGGUCCUCCAGGUUGAAGGUUUUGGUCGGCCUGCUGCUGACAAAACGGUGUUCGGUUGUGACGAAACUUGCUUCCCAAAAAAGAUCUCCAGAAAACCAGCUGCAAAGAAUUACCAACAGUAAACAAACGCUACCACACACAGUACAGGGAAGUCGCAUAAAGUAAAUUAACACUAUCCUGGCUGAGAAGGUUACGCAUAUAGUGCACUGCGGUACGAUUGAUUCGUUUUUUGGUGGAAUAUUGAUUGGUGAUUCCGUGGACAAACGUGCGGAUUGUGCGGAUGCCUAGCAUGGAGCAAACUACUGCAGCAACGUGAGAUGAGCCAUUGCCACGAGCAUCAUCGUUCGUGAAUCAUUUUGGAAAUAGAAAUUCGGCCAUCAUAAUCGGUAUAAUCAGAAAGAUCUGGUGCCUGGAUAUUCGAUGUGCUGUGGUACGACGACGAGUUCUCCGCUGCUGACCCCCUUUUCUCCGUACAUGGAUACAUGGCGUAUUGUAAUCGCACGCUCGCUAUUAAGGCCGUUUUGUUUGCAGGAGUUUUUCUUCUCCUUCUGUACCAACUUAACUCUAGGUUGGAUAGUAGCAGCGGUAGUGCCAACCGAUACCCACACCUAAAGCUGGGCGCAACCCCAUGGCCAAAGCGAACUCACGGAAGCACAGAGCUACACCCGUCUACUCCCACGGUACGUAGCGAUGGAAAGGACACGAUCACGAACGAGCAGCAUCACAGCAACGAUGACCAACUUCUAAACAACGAUUCCAAUGGGUUCGCAUCGGGUGCACCCAACCGUGUGGGGCCCGAACGAAAUCAAACGGUCGAUUUGGACGUACAGCACAAUAAUAGUGAACUUAAGAAUGUGAUACAAAACCUUGCGAAAGAACCAACCAAACGCACAGGAGCAGCAGCAGCAGCAGCUACGGUAUCUGAACAGUAUGAACUUAACGGUGAUAAGUCGAAUAGUAACGUUUCUUCGAACGUAACUCCUAGUACUAAGUCUGGCAGCUCAAAUAGUCAUUUUAGCAGUAGUAACAGUAGUAUAGAUAAUGUAGGCAACAUCUCCGGGUUCAAUAACGUAAAGUCUGAAAAGGAAAGCAUAGCCAGCAACAAAUCAGCACACGAAGCAGUUAACAAUGUUCAAGCGAAUUCCUCAAUCGUACCGGCACCGAAGCUGGACGCACCUGUGAAUAUGUUACCGAUAGAGUACGGUACUGCUAGAGAGAGACCCGACAGAUUGGACGAUUUAUCGGAAAAGUUUACCAUAAACAGCUGUCCGCCAAUCCCUCCAAAUCUUGACGGACCAAUCGAUGUGGAUGUUGCGUUUGAGCCAUUGAGCGCGGUAGAAAAGCGGUUCGCUUUCAAACUGCAGCCCGGUGGCCAGUACACGCCACCGGACUGUACGGCACGGAACCGUGUCGCCAUCGUGGUACCGUACCGUGAUCGUGAGCAACAUUUACCGAUCUUCCUCAAGAACAUACACCCAUUUCUGAUGAAGCAACAGCUUGAGUAUGGCAUUUACAUAGUGGAACAGACUGCUGGAUCGUCGUUUAACCGUGCGGCGCUCAUGAACAUCGGGUUUGUUGAAGCGAUGAAACAAAGGAACUGGGAAUGUAUAGUGUUUCACGAUAUCGAUUUGCUUCCAAUGGAUGAUCGUAAUCUUUAUACGUGCCCGGACCAGCCGCGCCACAUGUCGGUUGCUGUCGAUACCUUCGGUUUCAAGCUACCGUACAGUACCAUCUUCGGCGGGGUGUCUGCAAUGACGGAGAAACAGUUUCGCAUGGUGAACGGAUUCUCCAACUCGUUCUGGGGUUGGGGUGGCGAAGAUGACGACAUGUCUAACAGGUUAAAACAUGUCGGUUUCCAUAUCGCCCGGUACCCGGUCAACAUUGCCCGUUAUACGAUGCUAAAUCACAAAAAGGAAAAGGCCAAUCCCAAACGGUACGAAAAACUGGUCAAUGGUGCAAAACGGUUCGAUAGCGAUGGACUUAAUUCGUUGCAUUAUCAACUGGUAAACUUAAUACGCAAACCUUUGUACACCUGGAUUCAGGCAGAUAUUUCACCUGAAGGUAGCUGAUGAUUGUCAUUUCUAGCAGAUUGGCUAGGAUAAUUUAAAGAACAAAAAGGACAGUGGUAACCACUGUCCCAAAGAGGCCGAGGGAAUCGCAAACAACCAGCGCAAUGUAGAUAUCGUCGUGUCGAUGUGUUUGUGUAUGAAGCAGUAAGUAAAACGUUUGUGUUGAUAUGCAAAUGUAUCAUGCUACUCAUAAUUUAGCAGACAGGGAAUGGUGCAGUUUAAAGACAAGGUGAACCUAUUUCCAUCCAUUCAUUCAUGGAACAAACGUAACCAACAACAAAUCAAAGCAGAAUUUUUAAGCGCAGCAAAACAUUAUUACUCCAAAAAAACCCCGAAAAAUAAUCCGCGUCAUCCUGUUUCCUUCGUUUGGGGAAAGUGAUACAACUAUAUAGUAAGAAGUCCAUCGAUCCCAUAAUUCGUAUUUAUUUAGAAAGGCCUAAUUUAAGUAGCGUUUUAAGCUGUAGUUUGAUUCCUGAUUGCAAAUACUCUCGAUCCGUGAUCACGUGCUAGUGGGGGGGUUGGUACUUAGCGUUGGCAUACACGUUUCCUAAAAGGCAUGACUAUUCUUAACGCACAGCAACAAAAUAGGCUCGAAAAGUGUACAAUGAGUGCAAUGUUCAGAUUUUGAGGGACAACACAGUUUUUAGGUAGAAAUUUGUUGUGUUUUCUGUUUGUGUUCUGAAGAAAAGGACUUAAUUUUCCGAAUGUUCGAGUUUAAUGUUUCCUCACGUUAAAUAACUUUACAUUAGGUAAUUCAAAAAUGAUUCUCUUGUCUGUGUUAUUUAGUGUAUAAUAAUUAGAGCCGAAUGCUGCAAAACUACAGACCCAGGGAACGUAAACAAUUUCUAACACGCUAGUUAAUUUGUUAUGGAACGUUGAGAAAAGGACGUGAAUUGGGAAACGAAGUUUUUGAAUUAUUUAAAGAAAAAAAACUAUUAUUUCUCACUGAUAUUUACCGCGAGAUCUGAUCUUUUAGUAUUGGAAACGUGUUUGUAAAACAAAAUAAGCGUGAAAAAGUCGUAUAACAAUAACAAAACGGAGCUUUACUUACGAACGUAUAUAUGCACAAAUUACACGAUUUAGGCAAUUAAUUCGUUAUGAUCAAAAUGUUAAAAGCCGCAUACAAACACACACGGGCACAAAUGUUUCUUACGUUCCGUCCGGGCAAGAACAUUUAUCUCUACUGCGCAAAAAAAUGAAAGAUGAAAUUUAGAAAGCUAGAAAACAGGAACAAAGCACUUUGCGCUAUAUCGGUAACCAUUGAAUACGUGUGAACGUUAUCGAACAAAAUGUUACAUUGGUUGGUGGUGCUUCUUAAUACACCGUUUAGGUUCUUAGUCGAGUACAAGCAAAUGGCUGGUGAUGAAUUUCUAAGCCUUCUGCCACUUCAAACAGUUUGAUUAGUGCAGAACACGGACGAAAUGCUUUCAAUCAUCGUAAAAGUAUUAUUAAUAGAGGAAAUUUCAAACAGCUCGGGAUUUCGCACGGUCACGUGGCUCCACUAUUAACCCAUGUAUCUACCUUUUUCGAAUAUAGUCCUAAUUAAACUCCAUACCAGCCUCAUACCGAAAUAGAAACUGCAAACAAACAAACUAGCUCUGGAGGAUCCAAUGUACAACGAUACAAUAUAAGGAAGACAAAAACUACGUUGUAGAGAAUGAGGAGUUGUCUUUUUUUCUUUCGGGAGAGUGAUUAUUACAAAUCCAGUUCACCUGUUAGGUAGCAUUAUUGCAAAUUAUUGUACUGGCUGUUGAUUCCACUUAUUAUUACAGCGAGCGAGAGGCGACUUACUCCCGAAUGAAGAAAGAAUAUCCACAGAUAAGCUCUCGUUUCAAAAGUAUUCCAACCAUCAAGUAUCUCUCGACAUGAUAAUCCACAAUUAUUCUUAAUAUUACGGGCAAAUGUAAUGUAGGGUCUAGCAGCGUCUGUUUGGAGCUCCUCUUAUUUCCGUGAAGAUACUCUGAAAAUCGAAUUCAAACAAUAAA
Molecule: messenger RNA, 4103 nt
Organism: Anopheles moucheti
Lineage: Eukaryota; Metazoa; Arthropoda; Insecta; Diptera; Culicidae
Product: beta-1,4-N-acetylgalactosaminyltransferase bre-4
Exons: 7
Coding region: 532-2118 (528 amino acids)
Biological process (GO): glycosphingolipid biosynthetic process; carbohydrate metabolic process
Molecular function (GO): N-acetyl-beta-glucosaminyl-derivative 4-beta-N-acetylgalactosaminyltransferase activity
Source: RefSeq, a predicted model, not a curated record